Molecule: messenger RNA, 3519 nt
Organism: Quercus lobata
Lineage: Eukaryota; Viridiplantae; Streptophyta; Magnoliopsida; Fagales; Fagaceae
Product: putative disease resistance RPP13-like protein 1
Exons: 2
Coding region: 529-1554 (341 amino acids)
Biological process (GO): defense response to other organism
Molecular function (GO): ADP binding
Source: RefSeq, a predicted model, not a curated record
UCAGUUGUGAGUUCAAGCCACUUUGUUAACUGUUAUUUGCUUUGUCGUUCUUCUGCUUGAUCUUGCUUCAAAAGCUCUCAAAAGCCAAAGUUGAUCGAUCUCUUUCUUGUUUCUCUAUUUGUCUUUCCCUGUCUUUCUUUCAUUAAAAGUUGGCAGCAUGGCUGACUCGUUGAUGGGAGAGGCAAUUCAGGUGCUGUUGGACAGUUUGGCUUCCAAAGAAAUCACUGACUUCCUCCGAAUUCAUGAAGUUGACAAUGGAUUGCUGGAGAAGUUUAAGACAAGGUUGCAGUCUGUUACUUUGGUGCUUAAUGAUGCUGAGGAGAAGCAGGGCAAUAGCCAAGAAGUUGAAGCAUGGUGGGAUGAGCUUCUAGAUGUUGUCUAUCAUAUUGAGGAUCUCGUAGAUGAGAUCUCCACUGAAGCUCAGCAACAUGAGUUCGAUGCUGAACUCAUGGUGAGAUUAGUCCAGUUGGGGGCAUUCAUUUAUUAGGCAAGUGGGUUAAGAGCCACAAAAAGGGGAUAGAAAAAAAGAUGGGGCAGAUCCUUGCCAGGCUAAGAUCCUUAGCCAAGCGAAGAGAUGAGCUCGGUCUGAAGAAAGGAAUACCAAAUGAGAUGAAACAGUCCCCCAGCAUGCCCACAUCUCCUUCUGUUGAUGACUCUGAAGUAUUCGGGAGGGAUGAUGAUAAAGAAGCAAUUUUUGAACUGUUACUGUCAGAUGAUGCAAGUGGUGAAGAGUUGUCUGUGAUUCCAAUUGUGGGUGACGUUGGGAUAGGCAAGACUGCUCUUGCUCGGCUCAUUUACAAUGAUGAUAGAGUUAGAGAACAUUCUGAAUUGAAGGCCUGGGCUCAUGUUUCAGAUCAUUUUGACAUGUUCAUGGUGACAAAGGCAAUUUUUGAGUCGUUCACUAUGCAAUCUUGUGAUCUCAAGGAUCUCAAUUUGCUUCAAGUUAGAUUGCAAGAGGGCGUCCGGGGAAAGAAAUUUUUACUUGUUCUUGAUGAUAUUUGGGUUGAGACUUACCACGAUUGGGAGUUCUUACUAUCUCCCUUUAAAGGAGCUGCUAAGGGAAGUCGUGUUAUUGUUACCACAUGCAUACAAUCUGUUGCAUCAAUGGUGGGCACUGAAAGUGCUUACAUUAUGAGAGAAUUAUCGAAUACAGAUAGUUGGUCAUUGUUUACAAAAUUUGCUUUUGGAGAUCAAGACCUGAAUUCAUAUCCAGAACUAAGAGUUAAUGGCAAAGAAAUUGUGGAGCUGUCUGGCGGUUUGCCUUUAGCAUUAAGAACACUUGGGGCUCUCUUGGGCCUUAAGCUACAAGUGGAGGAAUGGGAAUCUGUACAGAAGCGCCUAAUACAUUUUCCAAGUGAAAAACGUGAGGUUCUCAGUCCAUUAAAACUGAGCUAUGAUCAUUUUUCUGUACAUCUAAAACGAUGCCUUGCAUAUUGUUCAAUAUUUCUGCCAGAAUAUGAAUUUGAGAAAGAGAAGCUAGUCCACUUAUGGAUGGCAGAAGGUUUUUUGCAGCUUCCUGGCGAAAGUCAAAGCAUGGAAGAGAUUGGAGUAUGAUGAUACCUCAGGCAUGAAUGCAUGGACCCGGCAUUUGUCACUUCUCAGAUGCAAAUAUGAUUGCCCAAUGAUAUUUGAGGCCAUCGAUAAAGCCAAAUUUGAAGAAGCUGAGCAUUAGUUUCUACUGUGGUACGAGAUUUCCAAGUUGGUUGGGGGAUUUUUCAUUCACUAACAUGGUUUUCCUAUGCUUGAGCAGAUGCAAGAAUUGCUUAUACCUGCCACCACUCAGACAGCUACCAGCUCUAAAAGUACUCAUUAUUGAACAGGUGGAUGGAGUAAAGAGGGUAGGUCCUGAAUUCAGUAGGAUGGAUAAGUCAUUUUAGUCUUUGGAAACUCAUUUGAGGGGAUGUUGGAAUGGGAAGAAUGGGUUCAUCUGAUGUUGAAGGUGGAGAAUUCCCUUGUUUGCACGAGCUUUCUAUACGAAGAUGCCCCAAGCUGAGGGAGAACUUACCCAAGCAAUUUCCUUCAAUAGUAAAAGUUGAGAUCUCUAAAUCUCAAGAGCUUGUGACUACACUUAUGACACAGGCCUCAAUUCACAAAAGGCUUUUACAUUAUCACGAUAAGGUUAUGUUCACAAGUGAUGAUAAAGUUGCGUCAUUCUCUGAGCAAAUGACCAUCUUUACAUCCGAAGGUGUUGUAGAAUCCUCACUGCCCCUGACUGAAGGUGCUACAGAAUGCCCCUUGACUCAAACUCAAACCUCGAACAACCAAGAUGGAAUGCAAGGCCUCUCCUCUUUUGAAAGCAUGAAAGUUUCAGAAAUAUCACAACUGUUGGAAUUGCCAUUAGGGUUGCAAAACCUCAAAAUUGAAGGAUGUGAUACGUACUCUGGAGUUCAUACCUGAAAAAUUGAUGGACAAAAUAUCUUCUCUCCAACAUUUGUAUAUCAUUAAUUGCUGUUCUCUCAAGUCCUUUCGAGGCCAUCCACCUACUUCCUUAAAAAGUCUUUAUAUCCAAAACUGCAGGGAAUCUAAGUUUUUCCUACCUGCAGAGAAAACAAACCAAUAUGAAGAACUUGAAUAUUUUUGCAUAGGGAAUAGCUGUGAUUUCCUGAUAUCCCUCCCAUUAAGCUUCUUUCCAAAUCUUAUAACUCUUUCUAUAUGGGAUUGUGCAAAUCUAGAAUCCCUUUCAAUGCCAGAGGAAAUUCAGGAAAAUCCCACGUCUCUUGAGGCCUUGGAGAUCAGGGAUUGUCCUAAGCUAGUGUCUUUUCCAAAAGGAGGAUUGCCUACCCCAAAACUGACAUCUAUUUGGUUCUCCAAUUGCAAGAAUCUCAAGGAACUGCCUCAUCAGUUGCACACACUCAUUUCUCUGCAUUCAAUGUUUAUAAAUAAUUGUCCAGAACUUGUGUCACUUUCAGAAACAGGUUUGCCUUCAAAACUAAGUUUACUCAGUAUCACUUUCUGCAACAAACUCAUGCUUGGGAAGGAGUAGGGUUUGCAUAAGCUUGCAUGUCUUAGUCGGUUGGAGAUUGAAGGCGAAUGUAAAAGUGUGGUGUCAUUUCUAGAAGAGAAUUUACUACCCAAUAGUCUCAAAUCUCUACGCAUCAGCGGACUUUUGAAUCUCAGAUAUCUGAACUACAAGGGGCUUCAACAUCUUACUAGUCUCAAGACAUUGGAGAUUAGUUUCUAUAACAGACUCCGGUCCUUACCAGAAGAAGGUCUUCCAUCCUCACUAUCUUUCCUCUGCAUCAAAGAGUGCUCCUUGUUGAAAUCAAAACUCCAAAAUAAGAUUGGAAAUGAUUGGUCCAAUAUAGCUCACAUCGCUUGCAUAGAAAUUGAUGAGGAAGUAAUCCCAUAAGCAAGUCUUUCAGCAAGGUACCGUUUCUACAUUUAGAUUAAUGACAAUUUGAAUUGCUGGACAUAAAUUUAAUUUACUGUACAUUGUGAAAUAGCUAUUGCACUUGCCAAUAAUCUUUUCUUUCUAUUCUGUAUAAUCUUGGGCUAUUUUGAAGACUCGUUAGGCCAACA